Messenger RNA from Adineta steineri, 939 nucleotides. The record is from the annotation of a GenBank genome assembly. Lineage: Eukaryota; Metazoa; Rotifera; Eurotatoria; Adinetida; Adinetidae.
AUGACAUUAAGUGAUCAAACAAUAUUGGUGAAAAUCAAUGCCGCUAUAACGAUGGUUAUGUUUGUUGGAGGUUUGAUCAAUAGUAUUUUGUCUCUAAUAACAUUUCAAAGUAAAGAUCUACGACAGGUUGGAUGUGGCAUCUAUUUCUUAGCAUCAUCAGUUACUUCUUUUCUUACAAUCAGCAUGUUUAUAGUGAAAUUUUGGUUUGUUGUUCUCACUCAAAUGAAUCCAUCAAUUCGUCUUUCUAUUGUUCGAGGAGGUUGUGUAUCGAUCGAACCUCUUCUCAAGCUUUGUCUUUAUUUAGAUGCUUGGCUCAAUGCCUGUGUAGCUAUUGAAAGAGCGAUCCUUGUUUUCAGCGGAGUUAACUUCAAUAAACAAAAAAGUCAACGCAUUGCUCGAUGGAUAGUUCUCAUCUUACCAUUCUGUGUCAUGAGUUCAAUCAUUCAUGAACCUAUAUAUCGAGAAUUACAUGAAGUAAAUACAGAGAAGAACGAAGUGGAUAUCGAUAGAUGGUGUGUAACUCGUUAUUCUCCUUCUGUUCAACAAUACAAUACAAUUAUCCUAUUUUUUCAUCUUGUCACUCCAUGUAUUGUCAAUCUUUGUUCUGCUUUAUUCAUCAUAUUUGGAUCAGCCCGACAACGAUCGACAGCUCAGACAAGACAAACUCUAAGAGAACAUGUUUAUCAUCAAUUUAAAGAACAUAAACAAUUAUUAAUCAGUCCAAUUAUUCUUCUAAUUCUGUCCUUACCCCGUCUGAUUAUGUCAAUGUUAUCAGAAUGUGUCAAUCCAUCAAACAAUCGAUUAUUAUUUAUUUUUGGUUAUUUUAUUUCAUUUACUCCAUCGAUGCUUAUCUUUAUUGUUUUUGUCCUUCCUUCGGAAUUGUACAGAAAAACAUUCCGAGAAUCACUCAAACGAUGGCGUCGACGUAUUCAUCAAUAA